AUGGCACUUACAGUAUCAUGGAUGUGUUUCUUUGGUGACACUGACAGACAAGGUCUACAUUAGUCUUGUGGUCUAUGCCUCAAAAGAGCUUCAUUCCACAGCAAGCUAGUGCUACAGCUGCAGGCCUUUGAUCUGUUCUAUAAAUUCCAAGUGUCAAACAUGGGCAAGAACACCCAAGCAACCCAAUCCUAAAUACAAUAUCCAAACACCAAAACCGCUUGCCUUGAGCCAUGUUCUCCUUACCGAACAUGCCUUCAUCAUCAUCACUUCUAUCAGCAUACACCACUUUUGCAGCAGCAUCCAUGCUGGUUCGGACCAUGCUGAGUGAAGUCCAGAAUGUCACCAAUCACCUCAUACCCCAACCACUCCAAGAGAGAAUCCUAUCCAAAUUUCAGGGCCUCAUGGGGAACAUUUCGUGCCAGGGGACUAUUGUGAUUGAUGAAUACAAUGGACUCUGCCUCGAUGAAAUGUUUGAGGCCUCUGAAAUCUACCUGCGGACGAAGAUCAGCCCAACGGUUGCACGGCUUAAGGUAUCCAAAGCACCAGGAGAAAAGAGCCUCAGUGUCACUAUCAACAAGGGGGAGAAGAUUAUCGAUACUUUUGAAGGUAUUGAGCUCGUUUGGCAAAUGAUAAGUACCGAGACACAAAAGACAAGCACUGACUAUGAAGGUGGCUUCACUACAGAAAAGUCUGAUCAGAGAUCAAUUGAGCUUAGCUACCAUAAGAAAUACAAGGACAAGGUACUGAGUUCUUACUUGCCUCAUGUCUUGGAACGAUCAAAUGGCAUAAAAGAAGGAAACAAGGAGGUGAAGCUCUACUCAUUGUCAGGGUUAUGGGAUUCAGUCAAUCUGGACCAUCCAUCCACUUUUGAGACGUUGGCUAUGGAUCCAAAACUCAAGAAGGAACUGAUUGAGGACUUGGACAGGUUCACGAGGAGAAGAGAAUUUUACCGGAGAGUUGGCAAGGCAUGGAAGCGCGGGUACUUGUUGUAUGGGCCUCCUGGCACAGGCAAGUCGAGCUUGAUUGCAGCCAUGGCCAACUACCUCAAAUUCCAUGUCUACGACAUGGAGCUCACAAGUAUCCAUUACGAUGAAGACCUUAGAAGGGCUUUGCUCUCUACUUCAAAUCGAUCAAUUCUUGUGAUAGAGGACAUUGAUUGCAGCAGCGAUUUUCAAAACCGACAAGACGCAGGAAACAACCAAGGUGACAAGAAGGUGACACUAUCGGGCCUUCUUAAUUUUGUCGAUGGACUCUGGUCAAGUUGUGGUGAUGAGAGGAUAUUCGUAUUCACGACAAAUCACAAAGACAGAUUAGACCCUGCAUUGCUGAGACCAGGCCGAAUGGACAUGCACAUCCACAUGUCCUACUGCACUCCUGAUGGGUUCAAGAUCCUUGCUUCCAACUACCUAGGCAUUACCAGUCACUUUAUGUUCCCAGAAAUAGAGAAGCUCUUAACAGAAGUGGAGGCAACCCCAGCAGAAAUUGCAGAAGAGCUCAUGAAAAGUGAACAAGCAGAUGCGUAUAUAGCUCUUGCCGGACUCAUCAAGUUCCUGCAAGCAAAGAAAAUUGAUCAUGACAAAGCCAGCACUGAAGGAGAAAAAGAAGUAGUGAUGAAAAGCCAGGAAGUGAAGGUGGAAGCUGAAAGCAAAAUUGAGAAGAAUAAGAGGAAGGCACGAAAGAGAUGUGGAAGACACAGAAGAUAAUGGCUUCAACAACGUGCAUGCAAUAAAUGUAUGGCCUGUAGAACUCAAAUAAUUCCAAAAGAAACUAUAAUAAUCACAGGCUUUUCUA
Messenger RNA from Diospyros lotus (date-plum), 1791 nucleotides. RefSeq names its product AAA-ATPase At3g50940-like. Gene Ontology annotation, molecular function: ATP binding; ATP hydrolysis activity. The transcript has 2 exons. Bases 231 to 1703 code for a protein of 490 amino acids. NCBI's taxonomy places the organism in Eukaryota, Viridiplantae, Streptophyta, Magnoliopsida, Ericales, Ebenaceae. The record is from RefSeq and is a predicted model, not a curated record.